Messenger RNA from Wallemia mellicola CBS 633.66, 702 nucleotides. RefSeq lists its product as hypothetical. Gene Ontology annotation, biological process: intracellular protein transport; clathrin-dependent endocytosis; clathrin coat assembly. NCBI's taxonomy places the organism in Eukaryota, Fungi, Basidiomycota, Wallemiomycetes, Wallemiales, Wallemiaceae. The transcript has 3 exons. The record is from RefSeq and is a predicted model, not a curated record. The coding region runs from base 1 to 702 and encodes 233 amino acids. Gene Ontology annotation, molecular function: clathrin heavy chain binding; structural molecule activity. Gene Ontology annotation, cellular component: plasma membrane; clathrin coat of trans-Golgi network vesicle; clathrin coat of coated pit.
AUGAGUGCCGAUUUAUUAGGUGACGAGACAGACAACAGACUCGAUCCAGAAGUUGCAGCUAGUGCAUUCCCAGACAUCGAAGGUGUAGACGGCGCAGACGAGAAGUUCCCAGAGAUACCAGCGACAGGCGAAGCAAGUGCAUCCCCAGUAGUAGCAGCUCCAUUAGAAGAUACACCAAAAGAUGAUAUCCAACAGUUUGAAUCAUCUUUCCCAGCUUUAGAGGAACCAGAAGUUAGUACGGGACCGGAGAUUAGCACACCAUCAUUCGUUCAAUCAGACUUUAUUCAACAAACCCCAUCAAAUCAGGGCAUCGCAGCACCUCUUUUCAGCGCGAGGACGUCAACCGAUCCAGAACCUGAGCCAGUAAGAGAAUGGCGCGAAAAGCGCGCUAAGGAGAUCGCAGAACGUGAUACAGAAGCUGAGAAAGAGAAGGAUGAGAUAAAACUCAAAGCUGAAAGAGCUAUUGAUAGCUUCUACAAAGAUUACAAUGAACGUAAAGAGAAGAAUAUUGCGAAGAACAAGGAGGAUGAACAGGAAUUUCUUAAUAAGCGCACAGAUGCCCUCGCGAGUGGGACGACAUGGGAACGUAUUUGCGAUCUCCUCGAUAUUGACAAUGUUGGAAAUAAACAGCUCGCUCGGAAAGAUCUCGGGAGAUUCAAGGAAGUACUCACCGGUUUACGCAAGCAGGGUGAAAGAGCGUGA